Molecule: messenger RNA, 2766 nt
Organism: Theileria equi strain WA
Lineage: Eukaryota; Apicomplexa; Aconoidasida; Piroplasmida; Theileriidae
Exons: 5
Coding region: 1-2766 (921 amino acids)
Biological process (GO): RNA splicing; spliceosomal snRNP assembly
Cellular component (GO): U1 snRNP; U2 snRNP; U4/U6 x U5 tri-snRNP complex
Source: RefSeq, a predicted model, not a curated record
AUGUCGUCAAGAGUUAAAGAGGCUCCACAAAUGGAGGUGGAGAAUAAAGACAGCCCAGCCGGGCCACUCUCUAUACUAGAAGAGUGCGUUAGAGAGAAUUCCAAAGUCCUGGUCGACCUCCGCAAUAAUCGCAAAAUCCUAGGAAGGGAAACUCGUCUGGAAAAGAAUGUAAUUUUAGAGCGUGGGUUUACAAGUAGCCUUGUUGAUUAUGGCUACAUCACUUACACAGGUUCACUCAAAUAUGGAGAACAACUCAUCCAAACUGAUGAGAGGGAAAAUCCCAUAGAGGCUACUAUUUAUUACCACGCAAAAUAUGAGAAAGAUCAGGAAAGAAUUGAGAAACCUCUUUUCCUAAGGGUGCAUUACGGAGGAAUGUAUUACCUCUAUGAAAAUGCAAGUACUGGAAAGAAUGUAGAGUGGAAAAACAUUACUUUUAUUAAUGGGAUUAAACACAUCCCGGUAGGGAAUAAAACAAAUCCUCAAUUUACAGAGAUUUUAUGUAAAAAAGCCUGUCAAAUACGUCCUUAUCUCCAUUCUGUUGACAUUUAUGAGAAUGGUGAUUCGAAGAGAAAAUACUCUUGUCCAUGCGGCAGUAUUAAUGUGGACAUAGAGAAACCUCUUGAUAAGGAUGUAAUAAAGGGAUAUAACAGUUACCUUCACAAGUAUAAUCCUAAUAUAACAACGGUAAGAUAUAGGGAGAUCAUCCUCAAGUACAAUAAUAACGAGGUUGAAGGCAACUACAGUAUCAUUACACUUGACAAAGGUACCCCUAAUCUAUCUGUAUAUUACUGGGAAAAGGAUAGAGACCGUAAGAGACCUAUACUCAUGGAGGUAUACGUUGGAGAAAAUUCCGGAGGUUUUAUAGGCGGGAAAGUUCCUCUGAGAAAUGAUGGAGAAAAAAAUAACAAGAGAUGGACAAUGAUCCUUUAUGAUGAUGACUUUAUACUUGGAGAUCCUGUGACCGAAAAAUUACUCCACAAAUUCAAGUGCCAACUUUUCAGCCCAGUAGAUAUAGAUAUAUCAUUUCCUAAUAGUGGAACAUAUAAAAAUAAGUAUUGUAUAAAUAAGAUGAAUAAGUGCCCUAAUUCGUCGUGUUCCGAAGUAAUAGUUUCUUCUCAUCAAGCUCCAAAUGGCUAUACCGCCUUGAAACAUUAUUAUGGAGUAGAUGGUUUUACCAUAACUGGUUUCACCAAUGGUCCUAAUCUAAGCGAGGAAGAACUUCCAAUAUGGAAUGUUAGGGAAGUAGUAGUCUUCUUUGCAAAGUGUAAUCAAAAUACUAAGGAUCCAGCUGCCGGUAAACCCCUUCUGGUCUAUGUUGGCAGCAAUGGUGAUGAUAGAAAGGAUCAUAAGUGGUACAGUAGAUCGAAUGAUGGCGGUGAUACAUGGACAGAAGAGGAAGGUAGAUUAGGAAGUAAGAGCCCAGAAACAGCUAAUACUAGUGGUAAUCUUCUUGUAACAACUCUAGAUGAGAUUAAGAGGAAGCUAGGACUUCCAUGUCAAGAAGAGAUAGAGAGGGAAGCAAUAAAAAAGAAAGAAGAAGAAGAAGAUGAUGAACAAGAGGAAGAAGCAGAGAGAGAACAGAAAGCUAAAGCUGCUGAAUUUGAACAAAAACUAUUGAAAGAGAUUGGUCCUCUGAUCGAGUUUGGAUCACUUUUAGCUGGAUAUACUGUCAUAGAUGUAGCUCAUAACAUAGCUAAGGAGGCAAAGGAUGUUCUUGAGUGGGCUAAUAGUCUCUCUAAAUCUCAAGAAUCCGAAAACGGUAAAGAACUUCCAGCAGCUGACUUAUCUGACCAGGUUCUUGAUACAGAGUCUGAGACUGAGAUUCUUCUACAAGGUACUCCUGUGGCUCAAAUUGCUGAAGAUACUAUAGAUGGUGAAAGACUAAAACACCUUAUUGUGGCUGAUAUUCCUGAGCUUUUUACUACUGUAGCUGCUUCCCCUACUGUUACCGCUGGAGUAGAGUCUACUGACCCUCCCUCAGUAACCUAUUCGGGGGUUAUUCUGGGUGAGGAACAUUACAACAGUGUGGAUAGCACUAUUCAUGGGUAUGCCUCUGUUGUUGAAACUAACGAGAUUGCUCCUACUCUUCCUACUGCUGAAAUUAAUGAGACUACAUACAAACCAAGUGUUUUAGAUUAUAAAAUUAAUCCUAAUCCCACGAUCUACGGAUACUUGGAACCUGAUGAGGAAUCUCCGAGUGCAACCGUUGCCUUUGAUGACUCUCCAGUAGAUAUUGAUUAUUAUGGAGCAGGUUCUAUCAUAGGUGGUUCUAACCUACCUUAUCCUAUAGAAGAAACUAAUCGAGAUAUACAUUCUGUUCUUCCACCUGAAACGUAUAUGGAAUACACUACUCCUUAUUUUUCUCCUGCUACUCUUACUUUUCAUGAUACUAGCUUUGAAUCUACUCUUGAAGAAACUUCUAACAAAACUGCUGAAGCUCAAGUUCAAUCAGCCUCAGUCACUUCUUCUCAAAUCCCUUCUGAUGACUCUACUAACAUUAUAGUUUCUGUAACUACGGGCAUUCUUGGUACAUCUGCCUUGGCUUGUUUUGCAGGAUGGAAACUUUAUAAUCGCUAUAAAGGAGAUCCCUGGGUCAAAGCAUUCGAUAGACACUGCAAUAUGAUUCUCACAGAUGCCCGUGAGUUGUGGACAGAAACCGUGAAGGUAGGCGGAAAGAAACAAAGGUCUUCGAUCAAGGACAGACACCUCUCUAGAGUUUUCCUCAGAGGUGACUCUGUUAUUGUCGUUUUAAAGAAUCCAAACUAG